AUGCCUUCAUUCGGGGUAAGGCCUGCCCCUGGUGAUGACGGUGCCACCUACUCAGUUCUCCGUUUGUUCCUGAACGUCACCGGCAACCUCCUCCUCUCGCUUUACAAUCUCUGUCUUCACACAAGGUACGUAUGUGCCCAAUACCUGGACUGGACCUCUGGCACAAUAGUACCCAUUCCAAAAUGUGAGACAGCCAAAUUCAGACCUAUUUCUCUCACCUCUUGCUUCAGGAAGGUGAUGGAACGCAUUCUCCUUACCUGUCUCAUGUUUCGGCUGGAGUACAAACUCACCCAGCUUAUAUGGUUUUCUACUACAACGGAUUUGCAUCACUGCCUCUUGAAACUCUAUACUCGCCUCUCCUGCAUGAGUGCCGUAGCCUUCAUCGACCUUAAAUGCGCCUUUGAUGUUGCAAAUAGAGAUAUUAUCUUUGUCAGCCUAGUAGACUUCGGUGCUAAAGCUAACUUCUUAAGAUGGAUCCGUGGAUACCUCCGGAAAAGAACCUCCCGUGGCUUCUUUAAGGGGGCAUGUAGCUCCACCAAAGGACUUCAAUCGAAAUACUCCACAGGGUGGUGUUCUUUGCCCCUUUCUCUUUAA
Molecule: messenger RNA, 594 nt
Organism: Homarus americanus (American lobster)
Lineage: Eukaryota; Metazoa; Arthropoda; Malacostraca; Decapoda; Nephropidae
Exons: 1
Coding region: 1-594 (197 amino acids)
Source: RefSeq, a predicted model, not a curated record